Messenger RNA from Aspergillus versicolor CBS 583.65, 1594 nucleotides. Its product is annotated as putative glycosyl hydrolase. The coding region runs from base 286 to 1470 and encodes 394 amino acids. The record is from RefSeq and is a predicted model, not a curated record. Gene Ontology annotation, molecular function: mannan endo-1,6-alpha-mannosidase activity. The transcript is spliced from 2 exons. Gene Ontology annotation, biological process: carbohydrate catabolic process. Lineage: Eukaryota; Fungi; Ascomycota; Eurotiomycetes; Eurotiales; Aspergillaceae.
GGCACACCCUCACUAGGAGUAUGCCCGAUCAUGGAUCACAUCAAUAAUUCGGCUCGCUUUUCACGAUCUUUUUUUCACGAUCUUUUUUUUUCACGAUCUUUUUUCGUACCCACUUGAAGAAUGGAUUGUCGCCCUGGGUAUGUCCUACUUAUACCUCGCAUGCCUCACUCGUAAUGCAUUCCAUCGCCCACUCCUUCUGUUUCAACGCUCCUUUUUACCUUUUGACCUUUUUAUACAUCGUCGUUCCUUUUUCUAGUUCCUAGUUAUAGCUCCAUUCAUUACAAAAUGUUCUUUCCACUGCUCUCCUUAACCACCCUCGCCUUCUCAACAGGCACAGCAGCUGCCCCAGCCCCAGACCAAGCCCUAACCCGCGCCAUCAGCGCCGCAAACACGCUACAAUCAUGGUACAACAGCGCAACCGGAACCUGGGAUACAUGCGGGUGGUGGAACGGGGCAAACUGCAUGACGACGCUGGCGAACCUCGCCGCGCUCGACCUCGACGACGGAACCAGGGGCAUCGCCGAGGGCGUCUUCCAGAAUACAUUUGUCGUCGCGCCCAACGUCAACCCGUACCCUGAGCGAGGGGCCGCGGUCAAGUACACGUCGAAGAACGGGAAGGCGUUUGAGGAUCAGCACCAGGAUGAAGGGGAUGUUCCCACCGGCGCGGCCAAUGCGUCGCUGUGGUUGGAUGGAUCUUAUGACGACGAUGCCUGGUGGGGGCUUGCGUGGGUCGCUGCGUAUGAUGUUACAGGGCAGAAGGAUUAUCUGGACCUGGCCGAGGGGUUGUUCUAUCACCUGAGCAACUCGUGGCCCUCCAAGUGCGGCGGCGGCAUCGACUCCGACUCCACACACGUCUACGUCGGCGCAAUUGCCAACGAGCUCUUCCUCGCCCUGGCUGCUGGUCUGGCGAACCGCGCCGACGACAGCGCGUACUACCUCGACUGGGCGAAGCGCCAAUGGACCUGGUUCUCCGACAUCGGGUUCAUCAACGACGAGUACACCAUCAACGACGGACUGAUGGACGACUGCACUAACAACGGCGAUACAGUGUGGACGUAUAACCAAGGCGUUAUCCUCGGCGGUCUGGUCGAGCUGCACCGUGCCUCAGGGGCCGACUCAGACAACUCGACGUAUCUCGACGAGGCCGCGAAGAUCGCCAAGGGCGCCAUCGCCGCAUUAACAGACGACGACCACGUCGUGCGGGAAUCCUGCGAGCCGGAUGGCUGCGGCGCGGACCAGACGCAGUUCAAGGGCAGUUUUAUCCGUAAUCUGAGGGCGCUGCAUGCGGUUGCGCCGGAUGAUGCCUAUGCAGAGGUGAUUAAGGCUUCGGCGGACAGUCUUUGGAAGAAUGAUCGUACGGACGGUGAUAAGUUUGGCGUUAACUGGUCUGGCCCUGUUGAUGGUGACAAGGUCGAUGCCUCGACGCAUAGCUCUGCGAUGGAUGCACUGGUUGCUGCCAUCCAGGCGUGAUUAUGAUUUAUGAUUGUAUAUACAUAUAGAUAUAGACCGUUUGCCUAACGAACCUCUGCAGCGUUUGUCAACGGAAUGUCACAUUCUUUAUAGCUGGCUGUGUCUGCUGAAAUCCUACCAAAAU